UAUUCUUAUAAUAUUAUUUAAUAACACUAAUAGUAACAUAUUAUUUUAAAAAAUGUCAUCUGCUACUAAACAAUUACGAUUACCCCCUAUGCCUCGAAUAUCUGAUCUGAUGCGCUUAUAUGGGCUGCGUGCUAAAAAGCAGCUAAGUCAAAAUUUUAUAUUGGAUUUAAAUGUUACAGAUAAAAUUGCACGUAAAGCUGAUGUUUUCGAUUGCAAUGUAAUCGAAGUUGGUUCUGGUCCAGGCUCUUUAUCACGUUCACUUUUAAAUGCUGGUUUACGACACUUAUAUGCUGUUGAGAUUGAUAAGAGAUUUUUACCAUCACUUGAGCUCCUUCAAGAUGCAUCUGAUGGUCACAUGUCUAUAUAUCAUGCUGAUAUUUUGAAGUUUGAUAUGGUAAAGCCUCUAAAAAAUGUUAUUUCGGCUGAAUGGGAAAGCGAUGAUUUGCCUAAUAUAAGACUUGUAGGUAACCUUCCAUUUUCUGUUUCUAUUCCUUUGUUUUUGCAAUGGCUAGAAGCUUUGUCAACUCGUUCUGGUGUGUUUUCUUUCGGAAGAAUACCUAUGACUCUUGUCUUUCAAAAAGAAGUUGGUCAGAACAUGGUUGCAGAGGCUCUUAAUUAUGAUCGAUCUAGGCUUGCUAUAAUGGCACAAAAUUAUUGUCAUGUAAGUCGAGCCAUGGAAAUCAGCAGCUCAGUGUUUGUUCCAGAACCUAAGGUUGAUGCAUGGUUGAUGCACUUCAUCCCACUAAAAAAACCUGCAAUUGAUGCACCUUUCAAUGUCGUGGAGCAGGUUGUUAAGGCCAUAUUUUCAAAAAGAAGAAAAAUUAUUAAAACUCCUUUGAGACGUUUAUUUCCAGAAAACGAGCGUCUCGCUGAUGAAUUGCUUGAUCGUAUAAAACUCGAUACUAAUUUAAGACCGCAUCAAUUAGAGUUACAUGACUUUAACUUAAUCACCAAAGAAUUUAUGAAGAUUUGUAACGAAAACGACUAUUCUCUUACUCCGUUGCCUGUCAACAAACCUGAUAAGAUAGUUAACGAAUAAAAUUCACGUAAUGCAAAACAGAAUUUAAAAAUGUAACUGAAACAAAAUGGUAAUCCUCAAGAUUUAAGGCAAUAUUUUGAAACCACUUCUAUUUUAGAUAUUGAAAAGAUUUUCAUUUGUGUUUAAAAUCUACUAUAGAGUUUGUUUGAAUAGUUUCUCGAUGAAAGGCUAAAAAUCGAUGAAAGGCUACAUUUCUUGAGUUGUUUGAUUGAAUACUCGAACAAGUUUUGACGGUGUAACUCGAUAAGAGUUGCAAUAAAUUACUAUAAUUAAUUUUUAUAAAUAAAUUAAUUUAAAAUA
Molecule: messenger RNA, 1339 nt
Organism: Hydra vulgaris (swiftwater hydra)
Lineage: Eukaryota; Metazoa; Cnidaria; Hydrozoa; Anthoathecata; Hydridae
Product: dimethyladenosine transferase 1, mitochondrial
Biological process (GO): rRNA methylation; transcription initiation at mitochondrial promoter
Cellular component (GO): mitochondrial matrix
Molecular function (GO): mitochondrial transcription factor activity; rRNA (adenine-N6,N6-)-dimethyltransferase activity
Source: RefSeq, a predicted model, not a curated record